Brassica napus (rape) is the source of this 1370-nucleotide messenger RNA. RefSeq lists its product as uncharacterized. Lineage: Eukaryota; Viridiplantae; Streptophyta; Magnoliopsida; Brassicales; Brassicaceae. The transcript has 4 exons. Bases 803 to 1231 code for a protein of 142 amino acids. The record is from RefSeq and is a predicted model, not a curated record.
AUUAAAUUUUGUUUAAAUAAAUGUAUAAUAUAUGUUUAAUAAAUAAAUAUAAGAUAAAUGAUUUUCAAUUUUUAAUUAUCAAAAAAUAAUGGAUGAUAGUUAUUAUAAGUGUUAAAAUCUAGAUAACAGUUUAAAACAAUAUAAAGUAAUGAUGUAUCACACUUUAAAAAUAUGAAAUGAUGAUGUGGUGUCAUGAGAAAAUAUGCUAUUUAUUUUAUGAACGCUAAAGCCUAGAUAUACAGCAAAAAAUAAAAUAAACAAUCUAAAUUUUCUUAAAGUAAUAGUGUGUUAAAUUAUGUACUGAUGAUGUGGUAUUAUGAUAAUCCAUGGUUUAAAAAUCUGUGUAAUUAAAAAGCUACUUAUCAAAAUCUAUAUUCAUGAAGAGUUUUCUAAAUAUACAUUUAAGAGGGUUUUGAAAUGCACAUUAAUAAAAGCUUUCUUAAAAUUUAUAAAGAUAUUAUACAUAUUUAUCAGUAUCUUCCUAAAAUUUAAAAGAUAUUUAUUUUUUUGAAGAAAGGCUUUAAAUGAUAUUACACUUAUUUAGUAAUAUUUCCUAAAAUAUGCAUAUAAUUCAAAUUUAGGAAGAUAUCAUACACAUUCAUAAAUGUUUCCUUAAACUUUUUAUUGAAAAAUAGUUUCUCAUAAUUGUUUUUGGAAAAUUUCAAUUUUAAGUACUAUUUUAAAUUAUUUCUCUUUCACAAGAUUUUUAAAAUCUACCCUAUAUAAAUAAUCCUCCUAAUAAUCUCAGAACUAAAUAUUUAUGAACAUUAUUUCCUAUCAGUGAAUAUCAACGAAUGCGAAGAUGCCCCGGGCUAUUCCAGCAAACGAGGACCAUUUUUCUAUGCUUGAAACUAUGUUUGGUUUUCAGGAAGGUUCACUUCAAAGAGAGCACUUGAAGAGUAUGUUACUUAACAAUAUCCAGCGUCGAAAGUCUCGAAAUGAAAAACCACCCGUUGAACCAUCGCCAUACGAGACUAAUUAUCCCAAGUCCCAAUGUCUCGUGAGAAGCGUCAAGGCUAUUGUGUUCCUCGCACUUCUGGUUCUGGCAAGCCUCGUUAUCAUCAUAACUUUUGAUGUUGUGACAAUCAAAUACAUGUUACUUUGCAUGCUAGCAUUCAUCUCAUUCGGAUGUGUAGUUUCACAGCUUAUUGUACGAGCAUGGAAGCCUUUAAGUCAAUGGUUAGGGCUCUGCUCAUCGGGAGGACGCGGGCUUGGGGCUAUGAACUCGUGAUCGGUUUUAUAUUUGAACGUUUGCUUCUAAAUGACUAUCGAUGUGUCGACAUUUAUAUUUUAUAAAAUUUAUAUUUUGAUACAAGCUGUUUUACAAUAAUACCAAAUCUUAAUCUAUAUAUUGAUUUAAGUAUUAAGUA